This is a messenger RNA of Sphaeroforma arctica JP610, 1529 nucleotides long. RefSeq lists its product as hypothetical. Bases 63 to 1325 code for a protein of 420 amino acids. The transcript has 5 exons. The record is from RefSeq and is a predicted model, not a curated record. Gene Ontology annotation, cellular component: catalytic step 2 spliceosome. NCBI's taxonomy places the organism in Eukaryota, Ichthyosporea, Ichthyophonida.
GGCUUUGGUGAAUGGAGAGUCACUCUAGUGUGUGUUCGAGGUUGCAUGCAUGAAUAUCCACAAUGGUCACGAUGAAGGAAGCCGAGUCUAAGUUUCAGGCCUACAAAGCUGAACUCAAAGAAAUAGAGGAUCAACUGCAUCGCUUCGGUGCGACUGCCAGACGGCUACAAAGAAAGCGACAGCAACGGUUAGAGGAGGAUGAAGAAGACGAUACACCUGCUAUACAGAGCGUGAUAAUCCGCAAGACUAAGAGCGCUCGUGUCGACCCUGGUGACGAGCAGAUGCAUGAAUCGCCAGAUAAAAAUUUCAUUGGUUCUAAUGGCAGUACAGACGACACGGAUGUGAAGGCAGACAGCAAACACAAUAGCAAGCGCGAAGAUACACACAAGGGCAGGAGUAGUGGAGACCACAGACGGGAAGUUGAGAGAAAAGAGAGCAGGGGUGUACAUAGCAACAAGGAUUCUGAUACGCGGAGAAGGGCGUCAGCGCACGCAGAACACUUACCGGGAGAGGAUUCAAAGAAGGAUGUCGUUGAUCAGGAAGAUGUGGAAGAAGGGGAGCUGCUUGACAAUGUGCCCGAGAAGCCUAAAUCGAAAGGCCCCAUUCUCCCCAAGAAAGAAGAUAUGGCCAGCAUCUCACAAGCACGCGCCCAGAGGAUAAGCCAAGGGGAGGCUGUGCUAGAUAAGACGCGCAACCGCAGGUUAUUCGGGGCGCUGAUGGGUAAUAUGGGGGGCGGUAGUAGGAACAGGGUGGUGGUGGGUGGCCGACGGGUCAGCAAGCAGAAGGACGAGGAAUUAAUUAAGAAGCGCCAGGAAAUCGAGAAGCGCAUCACCGAGAAGACAAGUCAGCAGUCCAAGAUCGAGGAGGAGGAGAUAUUGAACUUACUACAGCAGAAGGAUGAAACCGCUCAAAAACUGGUCAAUCUUUCUGAAGAAGUGGAAGCAAGUCGAGUGCAACAAAUGAAAUUUCAGCAUUUCACCGAUUUGGGCAGUUGUGAGUUCAUACGGGUGAAGUCAACCCCGCACAUAUUCUACAAGCCCGCAAAGCAUACCAAAACUACACUCAAGCUGUUAGAGCGCAGUAGGAAAGCAAUACUAGCAGAAAGGCCGGAAGACAUUAGAGACGCUACGAUAAUCAUUAGUGACGACAGGGGAGAGGGCGAAGACGAUAAGAUGGUCACGGACGACCACUGUAUCAAGGUGGAAAGGCAGCACAGUCCAGCUGGUGAGGAGCCAAGCGAAAAUAAGAACAGAGACAGACACGAAGAAAACGAAGUAGUGGAUUUCAAGAUGGAGGAAGGUACAGAUAUGGCAGCAGAUGAAUAGCCAUAAGGUGUACAUUUGCGAGUCACGAUAUGCGAUAUAAUUCCAGAAACCCUGACGACGACAGCUGCGUUGCCUGCGUAAAUAAUUUGCCUAUGCAUGACCAGCAGGUUUAAUAAAUACGUUUCAGAUACUACGAAACGGGCUAAAUAACCAUCUUUGCGGUUCGCAUAUACUGUAGCAUUCAAACCAGAGAUCAGAUCCGGC